UGUGUCUUCAGGUGGGGGGACCCAGCUGGUUGUUUUUUUUUUUUUAAGAAAACCCCCAAAAUCUAAACCUAGAAAAAUCAGGUGUCUGCUUCGGUCCUCCACGCUCCACCCCUAGAAUGUGUAGGCAGCUGGGCGGAGCCUAAGCUGAGUCCUCUCCAUUGAAGUCAGCUGGAUGUAGCAAGCCUGGUGGAGGAAGAGCUUCCUGUGUCUAAAGAUGGAUUUUAAAAUUGAACACACUUGGGAUGGUUCUCCAGUGACGCAUGAACCAGUGUUUGUCAGGCUGAACCCAGGUGAUGGAGGAGUGAUGUUGAAAGUUAGUGCUCCAUUUUUCAAUGAUCCUCCAGCCCCGCUUGGAGAACCAGGAAAGCCUUUCAAGGGACUGUGGGAUUAUGAAGUUGUAGAAGCAUUUUUCUUGAAUGACAUAACUGAACAGUACUUAGAAGUUGAACUUUGCCCCCAUGGACAACAUUUGGUGCUUUUAUUAUCUGGAAGAAGAAAUGUGUGGAAACAAGAACUUGCUCUAUCAUUCGAAGUGUCCAGAGGAGAGACAAAAUGGGAAGGCAGAGCUUAUCUUCCUUGGAGUUAUUUUCCACCAAACGUGACAAAAUUCAAUUCAUUUGCAAUUCAUGGAUCUAAAGAUAAAAGAAUCUAUGAAGCUCUUUACCCUGUACCUCAGCAUGAACUGCAACCAGGACAAAAACCUGAUUUCCACCGUCUGGAAUACUUCAAGCCUUUCAGUUUUAACACACUGCUUGGAGAAGAAGGGAAACAACCAGAAUCUGACCUGUGGCUAACAGAGAAACCUGAUGUAUAGGAGUAUAGUAGAUGACCAUAUCAAUCAUUUCUUCUCUAUACUUUUUAAGGUAAAUCAUCCUAUAUAAUAAAAGCGUAGUAUGCAAAUUGUCCCCUCGACAGGGAGUUGUCUGGGAGGUCAACCAGGGGGCGGGGCCGGCCAGGGGAAGGGAGGGAGGCCCCGGCCGGCAGCCAGCAGCCGCUAGGGACCCUACCAGUCCAUAAAUUUCGUGCACUGGGCCUCUAGUAAUAAAUAUAAUCUCUUUCAAGUAUAAUGUGAAAACAUUUCAACAAUAAAUAUUUUCAUAAAGGUCAAUGAAAAUAUAGUAUUUCUCUGACAAAUUUUGUAUAAAUUAACAAGAAAAUGGAAAGUUUGUAGAUUAUUAUAUCUAUAAAGUUAAAAUUUUUCUUACAGUCAUUUAGUCCAGGAGCCACAGUGUCAAUGAAUUCUGUCAUCUGCUUCACAUCAUCCUUACACUAAAUAUCCCUGACUCUGUCAAUCAAAUCAUUAUUUCUCUUCUCACUUCCCUAAACCUUAGCUAGCCUGAGAUAGGAAAAUCUUAUUUUCACAUUUUUGAACUCCAUGUACAUUAAUUCUUUACUCAGAAUCUUUUGUCCAUUCUUGAACUGGGUAGAAAACAAGGAUAUAUUUCAGUCGAAUAGGAAAUCCACAUCUGUUAAGGCAUCAUUAAGAUACAUGUGUUAUUUAAAGUAGCUAUUUUUCCUGUCUUAUGACUAUUUUUACUUUGUAGAAGAAAUGGAAUUCAGAUAACAGCUUCUGCUUUUAUUUAUAAAGAAAUGCCAUUUUCUGAAUGCUAGUAAACAACGUGUUGAAUGUACUCAUUUUGUAAACAUCAAAACAUCAUGGUCUACAAUUUUUAAAAUUUCUGUUAUAACAUAUUUCGGAGCUAGAAGCAAUCUAGUAAAUCAUUUAUGAACUUCUCUACCUGUUCCUUCUCCAGCAUUCUAAACUUAAAUAAUUAGCAGUUUUGCAGAAGAAACUUUAAAAAGAGAAAUCUUUAUUGUUGAAAGUAUUACAUAUAUCCCCUUCUUCCCCCCAUUGACCCCUUCUAAUCCAACCCUGCCCCCCACCCCAGGCCUUCACUACACUAUUGUCAGUGUCUAUGGGUUAUGAAUAUAUGCAUACAAGUUCUUUGGUUGAUCUCUAGAAACUUUAUUACUUAUGCAGAUACCUAGUUCCUACCCACUACAUACGUUUUCCUGUUCUUUACUGACAGUACAUUAAUUUUUAGGGGCUCUACUCAAAAACUACAUUUUCCCAGAUGCCUUUGCAGAUAGAAAUGACUCUAUAAAACAGUUCACAUCAAUGAGAUAUGAGUAUAUAGUAUCCGGUGGGGCUUAAAGAAAAGAUGCUUUAAAGAUGAAAGACUCAGCUGCCAUACACAUUUUGUCCUUCGCCCUCCCCUUCCUUUUUCCUGAGUUGCAGAAUGAAUCCCUGAGGUAACACACUAGCUUCAUUGUGUCAGCAAGGAGCCAACCCAGGGAUAGGUAGUUGAGUAGAAAGACAAAGGAGCCUGGGUUCUGAACUAUGCAGUAGAGUAAUAUAUCUGGACUGUCCAGCUAUAUAGGAGAGAAUAAAUGUCUAAUUUGUUUUCCCCAAAGUGAUUUAUUGAUUCAAUGCAAUCCAAGUUUAAAAUCCUAGAAGGCUUUUUGGGGAUAGAAAUUGACAAGAUGAUUCAAAUUUUGUGUGGAAAUGCCAAAACAGUUUUGAAACACAAUGAAGUUGGAAGACAUAUACUAACUGAAUCAAGACUUGUUACUAAUCUUCAAUAGUGAAGACAGUAUGACCUUGGCAUAAAUUUAGACAAAUAUAUCAAUGGAACAGAAUAGAGAAACCAGGAAGAGAACUAUGUAGAGUCAGUUGACUUGUGACAAAGGUGCCAAUGCAUUUAAGAGGGAAAGGAUAGUCUUUUCAACAAAUGGUGUUGGAAUAACUGGGAAAAAAAUGAAAAAAAAAAUGAACCUUGACCUCUACCAUACUCCAAAAGAAAAAAAAAUGAACCUAAAUGUAACUGGUAAAAUAAAAAAUUCUGGGAGAAAAUCUUCACAAUCUGCAGGAAACAAAUUUCAAGUAGGACAUAAAAAGCACUCACUAAAAUAGAAAAAAAACAAAUAAAUUGGACUUUAUCAAAAUUAAACGCUUCUCAUCAAAAGCCUUCAGUGAGAAUGUGAAAAAGCAAGCCAAAAUUGGAUAAAAUAUUCAAAAUACACGUAUCUGCCAGAGGACUCUUACCUAGAAUAUGUAAAGAACAGUAUCAGUAAUAAAAAGACAAGCCAGUUAAGGAGCAAAAGAGUUGAACAGACACUUCCCAGAGGAAAGCAUACAAAAGGCCAAUCAGUAUAUAGAAAGGCUCUCAACCUCACUUAUCAAAGAAAUGUGAAUUAAAACCACAGGAAGAUGCUACUGAAUGACUAAAAUUACAAAAUACGCAAUGGCUAACUGGCUAAAAAACAAACAAACAAAAAAAAAACAGCAAAAAACAACAACCCUGAAAAUGAGAACAUGGAGUAACUGGGUUUUCAACAUUGUGGGUAGGAAUGUAAAUGGUACAACCACUUGGGAACUAUUUGGCAAUUUCUAGUAUAGUUAAAUACAUUCCUACCCUAUGAUUGAGCAGUUUCAUUCUUAGAUAUAUACUCAAGGAAAAUGAAUGUUCUUAGCAGCUUUAUUCAUAACAGCGCCAAACUGUAGACAAUCUCAAAUUUCCAUCCCCAGGAGAAUAGAUAAUCUGAUAGAGUCAGACAAUGGAAUACUACUGGUAAAAAAGAAUGGCCUGUUGAUGCAUGCCAAAACCUAGAUGAAUCUGAAAAGCAUUAUGCUGAGAAAAAUAAAUCAGAGAGAAUAUACUGUAUAAUUAUUUUUAUGUGAAGGCCAAUUAUACACAAAACUAGGCUAUCCUGAAUGAGAACCACAGCUGUUCAGCAUAAGGGCAAGGGAUUCAAAUGACCUGGAAAAGGGGCAUGAGGGAAUUUUCUGGGUUGAAAUGUUUUGUGUUUUGAUCUGGAUGAUGGUACCUGCAUACAGUUGUCAACAUUCCUCAAGCUGUAUAUAUUUUAAGAUUUGUGGUUUUACUAUAUGUAAAUUAUUCCUUAAUAAAAUGCUGUUAUAAAAUAAUCUGUAAAUGGUGUUCACUUCAAGUUUAUGCUGUUCCAUUAAAUAAUCAUUAG
Molecule: messenger RNA, 3981 nt
Organism: Myotis lucifugus (little brown bat)
Lineage: Eukaryota; Metazoa; Chordata; Mammalia; Chiroptera; Vespertilionidae
Gene: CUNH4orf33
Product: chromosome unknown C4orf33 homolog
Exons: 7
Coding region: 215-814 (199 amino acids)
Source: RefSeq, a predicted model, not a curated record